ACUUAUUCAAACAGUGGGGAGCGAUGCGUCCGGGCACCAUUUAUUAAAACUUUAGCUACCGGUUUUGAAAAUAAUACGGCUACAUAAGUUUAAAAGUUGAAUUCGUACGAGUCCGGUAUUUUAGGUUUUGUGGCCUCUUUUGACUCGAGCCAGUGUAUAUUAUAUUGACCAAUACGCAGUUGCGAAGCAAAGAUAAAGGAAUAGUAGAUAACGUUCACUCCUGAUACACAUGUAAAUUACGUUACCCUUGUGUAAACCCACAAGGGUUCGUUUUAAGGUAAAGGCGUUCUAUCUAGUUAGGACGUGCAAAAUGUAAAGCCCAAAUAUAGCAACACCCCAACAACCAUAACUUCGGUCGAAGAAAAUCAACACUGUCCAUUGAAAGGUUAGCAAGCCAGCCACCUUGGUGAGACGCGAACACCACCAAGUGCGAGUCGGCGCGAGACAAGCAACGAUAGGUUCGCCAGAAGAGAAACGCAUAUCUUUUUUUUUUUUUAAACGUGUGGAAUGAACAUGGUCCACUUGAGUGAUUUUGUGCACGAACUUGCCCUGUGACCAUGGUCGAGUGGGACAGACUGCGGGUUGAGGGAAAGGAGUAAAGUCUCCCAACCUGCAAAACUCUACCAAUGAUGCCCAACACCACCAAUUGCUUCAUGAUGGGUCCGGCGCCCUCCCAGGGUCUGGUUCUCCAGGAGCGACACUUCCAGCAUGGCAACACACCCACCGUUGCGCGAAAGGCCUCCCAAAGAAAAGACUACACUCAAGAGAUACAAAGAGUGGAAUUGGACAGCAUCAUUCUCACAUGUCCUGAAACUUCAGACACGGACAAGAUGCUGCUCGGGGGGAGCGUGCAGAGACGGGUGCAGAGCAGGCGGAGGCAGGCCUGCGGUGUGGCGGUCAACGGAGCCCAGCCGGACGAGUACUUCCCAGUCUGCGGAAAGUGCAGCAGGCCCAGCGAGAACCACCUUGGCUGCCAGACCUGCGGAGGCCCCCUGGUCUGCAGCGGCCGCCUAAAGGAGCCCUGCCACCCGGCACUGGCCCGACCACCCAUACACCCGCCCACCCAGGGCCCGGGCUACUCGCAAUUCUUCCACUCCUACAGCCCCCCGCCCGCCGUCAGAGAGCCCCAGGCCAACGGCAACAGGGCCUGCCUUUUCUCCUCCAAUCCCCUGGGAGGGGGCGUGGCCAGCUGCAGCGCGCCCGCCGACAAGGCCUCCCGAAGCAGGAGGCAGCAGGGGACCAAAGUGCCGGAAGCAGCCGACACCAUUGUGCUCUCCAGUGAUGAGGAGGAUGACGAAGGUGUGGGCGUCGGCAGCAGGAUGGACAGCGUCUCGCCGUGCCCGGCCGACUCGGCCCACUCCUCACCGGUGCCCGCCGCCGGCCGAGUGGAGACGGCGAUGAAGGACGCCUCGGACUGGGGGGAUGUCACCAGCGACUACUUCACCGACAUCAACGCCCGCAACGCACUGCCCAGGAAGACGCGCAUGAAGGACCCGUCCGGGAACCACGUGCCGGAGAGCUGCAGCUUCAAGCGGAGAAAGGUGCUGCUGGUGAGCCCGGUGCACACCUGCGUGAGGAACCACGCGGUGAAGCAGGAGAGCAUAAUCCUGGACUGCCGGAGCGUGAGGCUGGGGACCCUGCGCCGCAUGGUGACCAAGCCCGUCACCUUUUCACAUGAAUGCUUCUACAUUGAAACUGAAGCUCCCAAAGAGGACGUUCUGGAGAAGGUGGAGCUGAGGGCGUCGGAGCUCACCAGCUGCGAGUGGUGCUGCGUCCGCAAGCUGCCCACCCUUUUCCUCCAGACCAGCCCCGCCGAGUGCCUGCGCCUCCGCACCCAGCUCAACAUGUCCCGCGACAACCAGGGCGUGUGGUACGACUGCAAGAGCGCAGAUCCAGACGAGACGCACAUCGUCCUGAUAUUUGAAAAGGGGCUGACCAUACAGGAAGAGGUCUUGCUGGAAGAAAUACUGAAAGAUAUCGGGAAGGCCAACAAACUUAAAGAGUUUCCUACCAGACUUCCCUUUCAAGAAGCCAACGCCAGACUUGUGCGCUACAAUAACAAGGCCAGAGAGAAGAAAACAGUUCAGAAGACUGUUGAAAAGGCCGCUCCUUCAAAAGACCAGCACUGCGUCCGUCCAUCCCCACCGCCCUGUCCUCCCUCCCCUGUGCCGCAGCCAGCCUCUGACCCCACCACGCGCACCUCCACACGCCCUCACGCCACCACUCACUGCUGCCUUGACGACCAAGACGAAGAAGAGGACCCUAGCGAUUUCCACACCACUUUCACCGGCCCGGUGGAAAAGAUAAUUGUGUACCCCCCAUCUCCAGCCAAAGGGGGAAUAGUUGUAACCAAUGAAGACCUCCACUGCCUCAACACAGGAGAAUUCGUCAACGACGUCAUCAUCGACUUUUAUUUAAAGUACUUAGUUUUGGAGAGGCUGAGAAAAGAAGAUGCCCGUAGGAUUCACGUGUUCAGUUCCUUCUUUUACAAACGACUGAACCAGAGAGAGAGGAAAAACGGCUCCGACUCCGGCCAUUUACCGAUGCAGAAGAAGAAGCACAACAGGGUGAAAACAUGGACCCGCCAUGUGGAUCUGUUCCAGAAAGACUUCGUUUUCGUUCCUAUUAACGAGUCGGCUCAUUGGUACCUGGCUGUUAUCUGCUUCCCUGGUCUGGACGGGCCCCGGUUCGAACCUAACCCCCUUUACCAGGCCCCGGGGCUUGUCCCAACCAGCUGCUCCCUGGCAGAGCAGCGGCUUAACGGGGCGGGAUGGCCCGAGGCUGCGGGCUAUUCGGAGCACCCCUACCCCUGCGUUCCUGCUCCCCACUGCCUCAGGGCGCCCUGCUUCAACCCCAUGGGCGGCUACGCUGAGCCGGCCAUGUCCUGGGACUGUACCAGGGAGGACAUGGUGCCUAUGGGCCACAUGGAUGGUUUGCACAGACUCGGAAUGUGUGAGAACAGAGUCAACGAUUCUUACCCGUUCCCCGAUGACCAAAGCUCGUGUGGGGACACCAGCAGUGAGGAGGGAAUUCUGGGCAUCGAUGGCCUGGACGAGUCCAGGAACACGGAAUGGACCUUACGACCCACCAUCUGUAAAAGGCCCUGUAUUCUCAUUAUGGACUCCUUGCGAGGACCUGGCAGGUCCACUGUGGUUAAGACGUUACGAGAGUACCUGGAGGUAGAGUGGGAAGUGAGGAAAGGGACCCACAGGAGUUUUGGGAAAGAGGUGAUGAGGGGCUCCAGCCCCCGGGUCCCACAGCAGGACAAUUUCAGUGACUGCGGGGUCUACGUCCUGCAGUACGUAGAGAGCUUUUUCGAGAACCCAAUCCCCAGUUUCCACCUGCCCAUGAACCUUAUGCAGUGGUUCCCACAGCAGCGGAUGAGGGGGAAGCGGGAGGAGGUGAAAGAGCUGAUCUUGCUGAUCCAGAGUCAGCAGCAAACGGACCCGCAGUGUCAGGGACCCUUCCUGAACACUGAUCUAGGAUCAGCAGCCAACUAUUCCACAGGCCCGUGGGGGCCCUGGGGACACUGAUCCCUGGCCUCGGCUGCACACACACUCACAGGGUCAGGGGGACUACAGGGAAAUCUCUGACUGAUCCGGGGGUCAGACGCCCGGUCUGCAGAACCCUGGACAUAGGCUAGCUAGACUUUUGCGUACGUGGUUGCGUUCCUGAGCCCGCCUGCGGCCCCGGUCCUUCCGGGCCGCCCGCAGACCCGCCUGUUGCCUACGAAGGUUGUUGGAUUCAUUUUGCUCUUUUGUUUCUUUGAAUAAAAAAAAAGGCAAUGUUCUGUUUCCUUCUUGUGACAAGGGAGAAUAUGUGAAGCUGUAGUUAAUAAAGUAUGUACAUAUGUUGGA
This is a messenger RNA of Conger conger (European conger), 3857 nucleotides long. It is a transcript of the gene senp6b, whose product is annotated as SUMO specific peptidase 6b. The record is from RefSeq and is a predicted model, not a curated record. Bases 627 to 3533 code for a protein of 968 amino acids. Gene Ontology annotation, biological process: protein desumoylation; regulation of spindle assembly; regulation of kinetochore assembly. Gene Ontology annotation, cellular component: cytoplasm; nucleus. NCBI's taxonomy places the organism in Eukaryota, Metazoa, Chordata, Actinopteri, Anguilliformes, Congridae. The transcript has 21 exons. Gene Ontology annotation, molecular function: SUMO-specific endopeptidase activity.